AUGCCAUUCUCUGUCUCACGGGGCGUCCUCCUGCUGGCAGGCCUGUGCUACCUGGUCCCCAGCUCCCUGGCUGAGGAUCCCCAGGAAGAUGCUGCCCAGAAGACAAAUACAUCCCACCAUGAUCAAGGGGACUGGGAGGACCCUGCUUGCCAGAAGAUCUCCUAUAAUAUCAUCGACCUCGCCUUUGAUUUGUACAAAGAGCUGGCUGAUCUAUCACAAACCAGCAAUAUCUUAGUCGCCCCAACGAGCGUGGCUAUGGCCUUUGUAAUGCUCUCCCUGGGGACUAAGGCUGACACUCGCACGGAGAUCCUGGAAGGCCUGAAUUUCAAUCUCACGGAGACGCCUGAGGCCAAGAUCCAUGAAUGCUUCCAGCAAGUUCUCCAAGCCAGGCCAGACACCCGGCUCCAGCUGACCACCGGCAGUAGCCUGUUUGUCAACAAGAGUGUGAAGCUAGUGGACACGUUUUUGGAGGAUAUCAAGAAAAUGUACCACUCAGAAGCCUCCUCCAUCAACUUCAGGGACACCGAGGAGGCCAAGGAGCAGAUGAACAACUAUGUGGAGAAGAGAACUGGAAGAAAAAUAGUGGAUUUGGUCAAACAUCUGAAAAAAAACACAAGUCUUGCCCUGGUGGAUUACAUUUCCUUUCACGGCAAAUGGAAAGAUACAUUCAAGGCUGAGCGCAUUACGAUAGAGGGCUUCCAUGUGGAUGAUAAGACCAUCAUCAAAGUGCCUAUGAUAAACCACCUGGGCAGAUUUGAGAUCCACCGGGACAAGGAGUUAUCCAGCUGGGUGCUGGCACAGCACUAUGUGGGGAACGCCACUGCCUUCUUCAUCCUGCCCGACCCAAAGAAGAUGUGGCACUUGGAAGAGAAACUGACCUACAGCCACCUUGAAAAUAUCCAGAGAGCCUUUGACAUAAGGUCUGUCAGUCUACAUUUUCCCAAACUGUCCGUUUCUGGAACCUACGAACUCAAGAAUGUCCUCAGGAAUCUGGGCAUCAUCAAGAUCUUCAGCAACGAGGCCGACCUCUCUGGAGUCAGUCAGGAGGCACCCCUGAAACUCUCCAAGGCUGUGCAUGUGGCUGUGCUGACGGUUGAUGAGAAAGGGACCGAAGCCACCAGAGCCCUCCAUUUGGAAGAGAAGGCCUGGUCUAAGUAUCAGACAAUCAUGUUCAACCGGCCCUUCCUGGUCAUCAUCAAGGAUGACGUCACCAACUUUCUGCUCUUCAUUGGAAAAGUGGUGAAUCCCACCCAAAAAUAA
Molecule: messenger RNA, 1260 nt
Organism: Chlorocebus sabaeus (green monkey)
Lineage: Eukaryota; Metazoa; Chordata; Mammalia; Primates; Cercopithecidae
Product: alpha-1-antitrypsin-related protein
Molecular function (GO): serine-type endopeptidase inhibitor activity
Source: RefSeq, a predicted model, not a curated record